CAGAUCAGUUCCGUAGUUUACUCGAUCACGACACACAUGAUGACACAUAUACACGUGUACAUAAAAGCCAUUCUUAUCGAAAUCUCAUCACCUUCCUCCUGAAUUCAUUCAUUAUAGGCGCGUAUACUUGGGAUUCUAAGCUUCGAGCCAACGUUCUGUUUCUUCUGGGGAAAAUGAAGGAAGAUACUACCGGAAACCCUCUCCAUAUCAAGUCUUUGAAUCACAUCUCUCUUCUCUGCCGAUCCGUCGAGGAAUCCAUUAGCUUUUACCACAACGUUUUAGGGUUCCUCCCUAUUCGCAGACCUGGCUCUUUUGAUUUCGAUGGCGCUUGGUUGUUUGGACACGGAAUUGGGAUUCAUCUUCUUCAAUCUCCUGAACCUGAGAAAUUACUCAAGAAAACAGAGAUUAAUCCCAAGGACAAUCACAUUUCUUUCCAGUGCGAAAGCAUGGAAGCGGUGGAGAAGAAGCUCAAGGAGUUGGAGAUAAAGUAUGUGAGAGCAGUGGUGGAAGAAGGCGGCAUCCAAGUGGACCAACUCUUCUUCCACGACCCUGAUGCCUUCAUGAUUGAGAUCUGCAACUGCGAUAGCCUCCCUGUCGUCCCUCUCGCUGGCGAGAUGGCUCGUUCCUGCUCUCGACUCAAUAUCCGCCAGCUCGUCCACCCCUAGUUCUCUGUCUUCCCUAAUUUCUGUUUUCGUACAUAAUUUAAGUAGUGUCCAUGCAUGUGUUUGCCUCUUUGAUUGCGUGUGAAUAUAAUUGCCUGUAAUAAACACAGAGGUAGUUGAUGUGAUUCCUCAACCGGGAAAAUGACCAUUUGCUUCACUUUAGUCUCUCUCUCUGCCCUCAUCAGUUGAGAAACCAAACUCUCUCUCUUUUCUUGUUUUCCUUCUAAUACUUGUGGUUAUGCAUGAUAUCAACAAGAAAAUCUUAUAUUA
Molecule: messenger RNA, 932 nt
Organism: Arabidopsis lyrata subsp. lyrata
Lineage: Eukaryota; Viridiplantae; Streptophyta; Magnoliopsida; Brassicales; Brassicaceae
Product: metallothiol transferase FosB
Exons: 3
Coding region: 174-665 (163 amino acids)
Source: RefSeq, a predicted model, not a curated record